This is a messenger RNA of Staurois parvus, 363 nucleotides long. Lineage: Eukaryota; Metazoa; Chordata; Amphibia; Anura; Ranidae. The record is from the annotation of a GenBank genome assembly.
GAAGGGGGUGAAAGUGUCCGGACUGGAAGGGGGGAAAGUGUCCGGACUGGAAGGGGGGGAAAGUGUCCGGACUGGAAGGGGGGGAAAGUGUCCGGACUGGAAGGGGGGGAAAGUGUCCGGACUGGAAGGGGGGGGAAAGUGUCCGGACUGGAAGGGGGGGAAUGUGUCCGGACUGGAAGGGGGGGAAAGUGUCCGGACUGGAAGGGGGGGAAAGUGUCCGGACUGGAAGGGGAGGAAUGUGUCCGGACUGGAAGGGGGGUGAAAGUGUCCGGACUGGAAGGGGAGGAAUGUGUCCGGACUGGAAGGGGAGGAAUGUGUCCGGACUGGAAGGGGGGGAAAGUGUCCGGACUGGAAGGGGGGGAA